This is a messenger RNA of Lobosporangium transversale, 668 nucleotides long. RefSeq lists its product as hypothetical. The record is from RefSeq and is a predicted model, not a curated record. Gene Ontology annotation, biological process: regulation of small GTPase mediated signal transduction. NCBI's taxonomy places the organism in Eukaryota, Fungi, Mortierellomycota, Mortierellomycetes, Mortierellales, Mortierellaceae. Gene Ontology annotation, molecular function: GTPase activator activity. The coding region runs from base 154 to 543 and encodes 129 amino acids. The transcript is spliced from 3 exons.
AUAACACUUCCAGUCCUCACUCCAAGUUACGCUUCAAAACCAACAAUAAUCUAUAAAAAAGAGUGGCUUCAUAAGUGAGGGGGGUUUCUUUUUCAAUUUUUUUCUUUUCGGGGUGAUGUAUCUUUUCUAGGUCAUAGAGAUCCAUCCAUCGGAAUGACCGUUGCUGCUGCUACUGUUUUGUCUUCUUCAAUCUCCACUACAUCCUCAACAUCCAAUUUCCGAUACCUCACCAACUACUUUGUAAAACAAUCGGUUUCUACCAGCACUCUCCAACAAUCGACAUGUCUUUCGUCAUCCAUAUCGUCCAACAAGGCUGUUGUCGACCGAGCCAUACUUUUACAAGACCGAGAAAACGACUUGGAGUUUUAUCAGACAUAUUUUUAUGAUAAACCCCAUUAUAACUACAUGGCAACGACAUCCGAACAAGGACCGAUUAUAGUCUCCGUAAUUGUUGACCAUGAAGGUUGUAUUAGGAUUCUUUCUAGAACUACACAGCGAAAGAAUAGAACACUCAAUUUCGGAUUUGGAUCUUCCCUGGUUUAGGAGACUCUUUGGAAUAUCCGGUCUUUUCAUUCUAACUCAAGUCUGCCCGACAAUGCCUAUUAACACGUUGAAGCUUUGUCAACAUCCAAAUCUGCCUCGUGAAUUGAUACGCAUGGAAGAACGAC